Nicotiana attenuata is the source of this 642-nucleotide messenger RNA. RefSeq lists its product as uncharacterized. NCBI's taxonomy places the organism in Eukaryota, Viridiplantae, Streptophyta, Magnoliopsida, Solanales, Solanaceae. The record is from RefSeq and is a predicted model, not a curated record. The transcript has 2 exons. Bases 1 to 642 code for a protein of 213 amino acids. Gene Ontology annotation, molecular function: nucleic acid binding; zinc ion binding.
AUGAGAUAUGUUAUUCAGCUAAUAACCCGAUUAGUAGCCGCGCAGGCUCGGCGUCAGGAAGUAGGUAUUGGUCAUGCAGAUAGGUCCGUUAGUGCGAGGGUUCGUGAUUUCAUUAAUUUGGACCCUCCGGUAUUCACUGGGGUAGAUCCAAACGAAGACCCUCAGGUGUUUAUUGAUAGAAUGCAGAGGACAUUGAGGGUGAUAAAUGCCACUACGAUUGAGUCAGUUGUGCUAGCUUCCUAUAGACUUCAGGAUGUUGGAGUUAAUUGGUACGAGUCUUGGGAGUUGUCCAGAGGGCCCGGUCAGAAUUCCAAGGCCUCAGGUUCUUAUAAGGGUGAGUCAAGUCAGAUGAGUCCGCCUUUUCCACGAUGUGCUCAGUGUGGUAAGCAGCAUGACAGGCAGUGCCGUAUGGGAUUGGGUGUUUGUUAUACUUGUGUUUAUCUGGGCCACGUUAUGAGGGAUUGUCCGGCGAGAGGUGAUACAAGCAUAGCUCAACCAGCGGGAUCUGUAGCUGGUUCGUCAUCAUCAGUAGGCCCCCCUAAGCAAGGUUCACAAGCACCAAUGAGUCAUGGUAGAGGCAGAGGCGGAGCAUCUAGCUCAAGAGGUCCUCAGAACCGCACUUAUGCAUUGGCGGGACGGUAG